GGGUCCUGAUUGCCCAUGAGUUGCUGUUUGCCUGUGCCACGGGAAUCGGGUAGAGCUGAGGCUGCACUUUUUAAGGUGAAUUUCCCAGCCUCUUCCCUGCUGGGCUCGUGUUCGUCUCCCUCCUGAGCGGACCCGCAGGAAUGCGUGCAUAUUCAGCUGAGAUACAAGCGUACCCAAUCCACAGUCCCUGCCGUUCAAGCUAGCAGGUCGCAGAUGCAAGGGGAUCAGAUUUUUCUUUUCCUUCUUUCUGACAGAACUCAAAUCUGUUUUGUCUGGCGUCACAGUUGCAUUUUGUGCUAAUUGUCUCCCUACCCGGAUCUCACCUUCACUCCCUGAACACCGAAUGAUACCCCCACAUUUGGUUUUUCUUAUCUGUUUAUUUCCUAGAACAUAAUCUGUUUAAUUCCUAGGAAAAAGGGAAGACAAUCAUGGUGGAUUGACUGAACUGACAUUUUCUAUUACUUGUGUUCACAGCAAUGCCAAUGAUAGACAAGGGUAGCCGUGGGCAUUCAAAUCAGAUCAGAGGCAACAUAACUGGAACAAAGAAGCUCACAGAUUUUAGCUUUUGUUUCUACCAAUUUGGAAUCAUACAUGGCUUCAGAUGGCAAUGGUCUUCUUCAGGUUCCCUUGCGUCAGAAGCCGAGAAAGCAAGCUCCAGGCUUUUUCGCCAUGAGCCGGAGGAGGAUCUCCUGUAAGGACCUGGGGCACGCCGACUGCCAGGGGUGGCUUUACAAGAAGAAGGAAAAGGGGACCUUCCUAAGCACCAAAUGGAAAAAGUUCUGGGUGGUGCUGAAGGCGUCGGCGCUAUACUGGUACAGCAAUCAAAUGGCAGAUAAAGCCGACGGAUUCGUAAACCUGCCCGAUUUCACUGUGGAGAGAGCAUCUGAGUGCAAAAAAAAGCAUGCUUUUAAGAUCAGCCAUCCUCAGAUCAAGACCUUCUAUUUUGCAGCCGAGAAUACGCAGGAAAUGAACGUGUGGUUAAACAAGCUUGGAUUAUCUGUAAUCCGUCAAGACUCCACUACAAAGGACGAAGAGUGCUACAGUGAGAGUGAACCGGACGACCCUGAAGUGGCCAUGGAGGCGGCAGCCCCUCCUUGCUCGGCGGAGACCGUGUCCCCUUUGGCGGCAGAGCAGGCAUCUUCAUCUCUACCCAAGCCUAGUGAAACAUCGUGUUCCUGCUCUUCCCUGGAAAAUACCAUAAAGAGACACAGCACAUUGUCCUCUUUAUCUAAAGAAAGACAGUCCUGGAGCGACAUUAACAGUUCGUCUGCCACUGAAGAUGUGGGACAAUGUAUAGCAGUUGCUGUGCAGCUUCACCCACCUGCACCCUCAGAGGCAGACAAUCUGAGGGCCCCGGAGAACAGCCUCGCCGUGUCAGAAAGUGGACUUCUGAACCCUCUGUCUGGCGGUGACACAUCUUCCUUGAGUAGCAACCUAGACCAUCUUACUGUCCCAGACAAGCCCACUGGAGCAAGGACGAUGGGCAGAGAAGAAACAAAAGUAACUGAAGAUGAUGAAAUGGAGAAGCUCUACAAAUCGUUAGAGCAAGCCAGUCUAUCUCCUCUUGGGGACCGACGACCUUCAACCAAAAAGGAGUUGAGAAAGUCCUUCGUGAGGCGGUGUAAAAAUCCAUCCAUCAAUGAGAAACUCCACAAAAUCAGAACCUUGAAUAGCACAUUAAAGUGUAAAGAACAUGACCUGGCCAUGAUUAACCAGUUGCUGGAUGAUCCAAAGCUGACAGCCAGAAAAUACAGGGAGUGGAAGGUCAUGAACACCAUGCUGAUUCAGGACAUCUAUCAGCAGCAGCAGGACCCCACGUCUGCCCCUGAAGGCACCGCCUAGGGACUCGAGAAACCACCUUCCUUGGCUCUGUUGAAAAUUCUAUUUGAGAACAAGCCAGAAUUCUCCCUCUCCUUCUCCCAAGCAGCUCUUUAAGAUGUUGCAAGAACCUACAUU
Molecule: messenger RNA, 1956 nt
Organism: Miniopterus natalensis
Lineage: Eukaryota; Metazoa; Chordata; Mammalia; Chiroptera; Miniopteridae
Source: RefSeq, a predicted model, not a curated record